Molecule: messenger RNA, 5711 nt
Organism: Passer domesticus (house sparrow)
Lineage: Eukaryota; Metazoa; Chordata; Aves; Passeriformes; Passeridae
Gene: OLFML1
Product: olfactomedin like 1
Exons: 3
Coding region: 281-1474 (397 amino acids)
Biological process (GO): signal transduction
Source: RefSeq, a predicted model, not a curated record
GGACUGAUCAUAGGAUCACAAACCGAGAAGUAGUCAUCUGGCUCCUAGAAAUAAACACAUUCAGUCCCUCUGCCCCAAUGUUGCUUCCUUAAUGAUAGAAUGCAACAGCCAUUUUAAGUCCUUUUAAUCUUUUCAGUCACAGUAUUUUUCACUUUUUAGUAAUUUUUGGUAUUAUUUUUUCACUUCAGAUGAUCGAAAAUUGCAUCUGACCUUGGACUGGCAGCAUUUGGGAUUGCCCACAGAACUGAUUCACUACAUUCCUCCAAAUUUUUCUGGUGCAAUGGUAGCCUUACAAGUGCAUUUCUUGCUGAUUCCAUCCCUCAUGAGCAUCAUGGGAGCAGCACAGUACAUGAUGCAGGAUGCAGCCCUGCUGAGCUACAUUGACCAGCGUUUUCUGUCUCUGGAGAAGAGGCUGGAGAAGUGCAGCCAAGAUGUGCUGGAAUACGUGGAUGAGUUCCGGGAGUUCUCCAAGGCGGUGCUGUCCCGCCUAGCAGGGCUGAGCUCCGACAAAGCUGAGCUUAAGGGGGAAGUGGAGAAUUUGCUAACGAGGGUCGAGCACGCCCAGAGGGACAUCGACUAUUUUGGAUCUGUCAUGGACUCCAAUGCCUGCGUGGAAGUGCACGAGGACCUGCUGAAACAGCAGCUGCUGGAAGAGGCAGAAGAAAAAAAGAGACUUAAACUCAUGUUUAAUGCAAGUUGUGACCACAUGCUUGCAGGUAUUAGGUCCCUGAAGGUAGUUAAGAAGACUGGAGGGAAGCACGGCUCUUGGAUGAAAGAUCCUGGCAAAAAGCACGGGAAGAUUUAUUUGCUAAGUGGCUCUGUAAAUAAUGUGAUUUUGGAAUUUGCCAAUAUCAUGUCUUUCAUGGAAAACAACCAGACUCUGAAGGCUCGCAGAGUCCCCUUGCCACUGCCCUGGGAAGGAACUGGCCACGUCAUCUAUCAGGGCUUCCUCUUCUACCACAGACACGGCUCCUUGAACGAGAUCGUGAAAUUCGACAUCCAGAGAAGAAAUGUGGCUGACCAGAUGCUGCUGCCAGGGGCUGGGAGGAUUCCUGCCUACCAGCUCUCUCCACAGACAAAAAUAGACCUGGCUCUUGACGAGCAGGGGCUGUGGGCCCUCCACGCAGAACCAGAGACCGGGGGGAACAUCGUCCUCACCAAAAUCAACCCCGCGGCCAUGGCCGUGGAGCACAGCUGGGACACGCCCUGCAGCAGCCGGGAUGCUGAGGCAGCUUUCAUGGCCUGCAACACCCUCCACGUGGUCUACAACUCUCCUUCUGGGGGCUCCUCCCGCAUCCAGUGUGUCUAUGAUGUUUUGGGUGCUCUGAAUGCUCACACAAACCCAGGGCUGCACUUCCCAAAACGCCAGGGUGGCCACUCCACCAUACACUACAAUCCUAAAGAAAAGCAGCUCUUCGCUUGGGGUGAUGGGUCCCAGAUCAUUUACAAACUUCACACAGAGCAGAAAGUUUAAAACCUUUAGCAGCUUUUCAAGCAGACCUAAAAGCCACCAGUCCCAGGUCAACACAGCCUUUUAAUGUGUAUUACAAUUACAUUAUUCCCAGCUGUUACAACAUUCAUCCAUUUUACAUAACUUAAGACUUAUGUACCCCGGUAAUCUUAAUGCCCAACAAAGAAGAGUUGAAGACUGAAUUAAUAUAAAUUACACGAUGACUAAACACCACACAUGCACAACCCGUCUCCCCCCGCCUCCAAAUUAAAGUCUAAGGUUAAUUUUUUUUUUAAAAAUAGCCCAUUUCUGACACAUUCUCUUUCUAUUGAAACUAUGUUUUCUGUUUCAAUGCCAUGGAAAUCAAAUCAGAAAUCCUUCCUGUCCAAAACACAGUUUGACAACCUCUACUACUCUGAAGAUCACUACAGAAAGCCUUCUAGUAAGCUAUAUAAAAUCACAUGCUUCCAGAGAAAUUAGAUAUCAGUUUUUACAGGAGAGGUUUAUUUUACCACUCCUAUUCAUUGAACUUCUAGAGUAUUGCCAUGAAAAUUCCACAUUUCUUAUCCAUACAGCUGAACAGAUCACUGUGGAUCCUGCCAGUACCUUAGCUGCAGCCAAAUAUUCACUUUUUUUCAGCUUCAAGUCACCACUUCUCACUACUUUUAGAGCAGAUCACUGUUUGUGUGUCAGAAGGAAUGUUCCUAGGUGAACUCUUCUGUAUCACACACUACUGUUAAAGGUUUUACAUGUCACUCUGGUGUUUUUCUCAUUAGGUGUCUUUCAGCAUGCACUUGUGAGGCAUUUUCCCCAAUGUUUCAAGUCACUUCCAUUGAUUAUAGCAGAAUCUUUCUCAUCCUAUCCUCCACCUCCAGGAAAAGGUGGCUCAGAUGAGCACAGCAGUGCAGGUGAGGGCAUGGCACUGCUCAGUCUGGGGUUUGUCCAGGUAUUUUUGUUUCAAAAAUAAUGUUAAAAAUGUUAAAUAAUGUUUUAAAAAGAAAGGCUUUUAAUGUGAAAUACAGGUAUAGACUGUAUUUUUUAAUUUAUUUUAAUGACAGCUGCAUGUCUAAUAGCAAACAAACAAACACACCAAAAAAAUCCCCUCUGAAAAACCACAAAUAAUGGUACUUGAAAAGCAAUCCACAGCUGUUGCAACAGAAAACCCAUUUUGUUCAUUACUCUGAGAGAGCUUUUGUUCUGUUUAAAAAUAGCUUCCAGAGAACAGCCAGACAUCAGGGAAUGAUUUGAAAAGGGGUUCCAGAGUGCAAUUAGGAGUAUAUAGACUGCUGGGCUGCACCAGUGACACUGCCUUCAGCAGAAGGAGCUUUGUCAUUCUGAGCAGGGCUGGUGACUGGAGCACUGCUCCUGUGUCACAGCACAGCCACAGACACCCUCAGGCUGCAAGGGAGGUGGGCUGGCACUGCUUUCCUGGCUUAAAGUCAAUAUUUGGCCUUUUAUCCCUCCUCUGUAAAAUCACAAACAUGGAAAUGCAAAGUGGUAUCAGCCACCUCUGUGAGAACUUUUACUGGAAAGGAUGUGUAACUUUCUUUAUUUAAGAAAUAAAGUCUUUGAGUGUAAAUAGGGAUUGAAUCUGCUUUUUAGAAAUGGGUUUCUUUGGAUGUGCUUUGGGCCACACUAUUACUCAGCAGAGGAAGCCCAUGUCAUUAUUCUAUAGAAAGAUUUCAAUGUGCAAUCCUCAAAAGUUCAGGCAGGGUUUUCUUUGAGCCUUGCUGACCUGGAAAUCCAAAUUUCAUGAUGAAUUAAAGCCCAAGAGGGGGUGGAGCACCCAGACAUCCCAUCAACAACAAAGUGAGGCAGAGCCAGCCUGCACAAGAGUUCCCAGCACUCUGUAAAAGAACUGCACAUUGUCAAACCCUGCCUGGGCCCUGCUUCCCCAUGGCUCUGUGCCAGGAGCAUGAGGACACCCCAUGUCCUCUGCAUGGAGCCCCAAGGACAGGGCAGGACAGCAGCUGGCAUCCUGGGGGCCACUGUGCCAGCACCACAGGAGGAGUCUGUGGGAGGCACUGAGGAAAGUCCCUGGAGGUGGAGAAGGGGGAGCACUUUUCAGUCUGACGUUCACUCUUGCUCUGUUUUAUAGUUUUAAGAUUAACUCUGGAGCUGCUUUUGUUUUUCUCACUCCCCAUGGAUAUUUUGGUGUCCCAUUCCUGUGCUCAUCCAGGAGUUUCACUGCCUACAUUUCACCUUGGCUGUGACAAAGACAAAAAUGAACUUAUAUCACUGCAGCAUUGCUCACACUCUUCCUGGAGCACAACACAGACCAGGCCACUGGUCCUGCAGCAGGGAAUAAGCUGGGAAACAGGCUGUGGGUUGGGGUAGCACAGGAAUUUUGUGGGCUGCAGUGGCAGCAGCAUCUCUGGGCUUACAGCACCAGUGACAGGUGAGGGAGUCACGUCUGCUCUGCUGAUCAGUGAACAUUCUUGUAAGAAAAAGGUGGCAGGCAUUCUCCUCCAGCUUCCUAGUAAUCUCUGAAAUAUAUAUGAUUUCAUUAAUUUUCAUAACUGAUAGCACACAAGCAGAUAUUUUUCAGAAAGUCAGAAGAGACAUUUGGUUAACUCCCGCAUGACAAAGGGCAAAAAAACACCAAAGACUGUCUGUUCAGAAAGAGAAAGGAAAGAAUGACAAAUAUCUCUACUGAAUAAUCUGCUCCAAGACAGCAGCCUCCAAAAGACAAGGACAAAGGACUGUCAGGAGGCAGGAGACAGCCAUGACAAGGCUGCAUGAAAGAGGGCAUUGACUUCCAGUUCAGGUAGAUUAUAUGAUUGUUACCAUGGAAAUGGAAUUGGUACAAGGGGAUGAACACAGAGGAGUCUUCAUCAGCAACAAAAACCACAAAUGAGUUUAUGACCUCCACCUUCACCAUCUAGAUAACAUCCAUUACUGUCCUUGUUAUUCAAGUCCUUUUAUGCUGCACUUUCUCCAUGUGCUCAUUUUGCCUGAACCACUGUGCUCAUUCCGUGUGAACCACUGGCUUCUUGCUUUUUCAUGUCCAGACCCUCCUCUAGAGGGGAAUUCGAUGCCCUCUGCUCUGACAGCAGGAUCAUCAUCAUCCAACAAAAGCAGCACUCCUCAGUGCUUUGGCUGUGCUGAAGGUCCCUCACCCCUUCAGUGACACUGCUGUCACCUCAUCCUUUUCCUGCAGCAGGUCGUGACUGCCCUUCCCAUGGUGAGAGCAGGAUUCAUUGCACACAUGCUCCUCAUUUCCCUGCCCUCCAUUCCCUCUGCCAUCUCUUCCCCAGAAAGGUGGCUCAGGUCAGAAUAAUCUGCAAUGAUUAUGUCCUGUUUGCACUUGGAGUAGUCAGAAUUAUCAUAGACAGAAAGGUUUUCAGCUUGCUCAGUUUAUUGACACCCCUGUGAUGAUUUAAGCUUUCUGACAACCGUGUACUUUCUUAUUUUAAUUUUGUGGAUACCAAGGAUCUGUGACUGCUAAAGGCAACUUACCAGCAGAGCAGAGUGUGCUGCUAGGAGCAUGCCAGUUUAACUGGGUUUAAUUUUACAGUGCCCAUCAGAGAUAAGCUUGUUUGUCAGAAAAUAAUCCUCCUGUCUCUUUUUCUUCUUCAUUCCCACCUGCCUGGAUCUGGAGGAUGAGAGCCUCUUUUAGCAUUCACUCAAGUAGGCACCAUUUCAGAAAAACACACACUACAUGUUUGUUACAGGUGGGUUUAUCACUACAAAAUGCAACUGCUGCCACCCUGCUCUGUCACAGUGCAUGUUUUUCCCCCUGUGCUGUUUCCCACUCAGUUGCAUGGAAGCUCAGCAAAGAAACAGAGCUUUAUCAUUCUGAGCAGGGUUCUGAGCAGAAUCAAAACCAUUAAAAUGCAGCUCUCUUAUUACUGAAGAAAUAGCUCCUCCUGAAGGUAGAAAUCAGGACCUGUGGCUUUUUGAGUUGUUUGAACUUUCCAUGGGUUUGGAUUGCAUAUAAGAAAAUAACAUUUUAUUACACUUCCACCAGAUUGAGCCCUGAGCCAGAAAAACAAAUGUACAGAAUCCCAGAAUGAAUAAAGUUGGAAAAGAUCUCUGAGAUCAUAGAGUCCAAACUUUGACCAGAUACCACAAUACCUCCAGGGAUGGUCACUCCACCACCUCCCUGAGCAGCUCUUUCUUUCCAACCACCUUUCUGCUGGUGAUAUCUGGAUAUUGCUCAGUCUUCUUUCCUGAUGUUCAUACUGGCAGCAUAAACCAUGGGUGUCAUUUGUCUCAGAAUUUAUUAUUGUAAAAUGUAUCAAAAGCCCUUGUUGUUUUA